UACUGGGAUAUGUGCAGAGAUUUCGUGCAACCUCAAAGCGACUGUUUAACGAACCUGGAUUUUCAAUUAGAACCUGCUUGCUGCAGCCUCCUAAUUCUAGUUAGAGAGUUCCUGUCGGAAAGGAGGUGGGAGGCAGGGGGUUCGUUGCUGAUGCAGUGAAGAUUGCGUUUAUCUCGUAUUAUCUGUUAGCACACUUCUUAGCUUUGUGCUAACACAACGCUGGGGGCAUAUGUGCGCUGGAUGACUCUAGCCUACUUCUCGCUUCCGUGUGACAUAAUUCGAGUGCCUAAUUUGAAUUGAAACUUGAUAGCAAUGAUCGACUCUCCAGCUCCCGACCCCUGCCCGGUCCCAGACCCCACUGUGGUGGAUCCCUCGGCUCGCAACGGACAGUGUGUCCCUCCAAAUGAACAACAUUCACCCAAAACGGCAAACCAAGGAGACACCUUCACCAUGGACCAGGAGAUGAAAAUAAGCGACAACGUUGAGGGCCAAGGUCUCCUGGAGAGCAGCAUGCGACUGAAGCCUCACGAAGCACAGAGCUACCGCAAGAAGGCACUGUGGGUGUCGUGGGUAUCCAUCGUGGUGACGCUCAUCCUCGCGGUGGCCGCAUUCACUGUUUCCAUUAUGCGGCACAGUGCCUCAGCCUUUGGAUUUGCUUUUGACGCCACCUUGGACGUGCUGUCCUCCAUCAUCGUACUGUGGCGCUAUAGCAACGCGGCCGCUGUGCACUCCGCCCACCGGGAGUACAUAGCGUGCGUGAUUCUGGGUGUGGUGUUCAUCCUGUCCUCCAUGUGCAUUCUGGGAAAAGCCAUCCAUGACCUGGCCACCAAGUUACUUCCUGAAGUGGAUGACUUCCUCUUCAGUGUGUCCAUCGUGAGUGGCAUCAUAUGUGUCAUCCUGGCUGUGCUCAAGUUCAUGCUGGGGAGGGUACUGACAAGCCGGGCCCUCAUCACCGACGGUUUCAACUCCCUUGUCGGGGGGGUCAUGGGAUUCUCCAUCCUCAUCAGCGCAGAGGUUUUCCGGCACAAUCCGGCGGUCUGGUACCUGGAUGGGACAGUGGGCGUCCUGAUUGGCCUGAUCAUCCUGGCUUAUGGAGUAAAGCUGCUGAUGGACAUGAUUCCCCGGGUGAGGCAGACGAGGAACUACGAGAGGUUCGAGUGAGAGAGGGACCCCAGCACUUGGAGUGUGGUGCAAGGAGGGGCGGGGCUCUGUCCAAGCUCCGCCCCAUCAGGCACACGCAUGAAAAGAGACUCAGAGGACAAAUAUAGACCUUAAGGUGCCAGUGGUAUUUCAGUUCAAAGCAAACCUCUCAUUUUUCCUGUGUCCUUUUGCCCUGCUGUGUUAUUUAUGGCUAUGAACUGAAGAGGAGAAGCUGAGAGGGAAGAGCCUCACCUUUCACCCUGUGGGGUAUUGGGCGGAGCGCUGGUUCAUCACAUCGGUCUAAUUCUGCUCCCAGUGUCCCCACCUCUGCCCUUCCUGCUGACAAUUUAAGACCAGCUGGGAUUAUCAACUGGUAUAAAAUGGUUUAAGAUGAGUUUUCAACAUUUCUAGCUGGUCUGCGGCUGGUCAAAGCUGGCCUGUAGCUGGGCAAAGCUGGCUAAACUGGUUAAGCUGGUAGAGUCAGCUGGUGGUCAAGAUGCUGGAUUAGCUGACUAUAGGCGGGUCAGCUGGUGAACAGCUGGUUGACCAGCUAAAAAGCGUUGAAAACACAGCUGAAAUUAGCUUGACCAGUUUAGGCUGGUUUUAGCUGGAAUUUUCAGUAGGGCUCUCUAUGAUGUUCUGCAAACGGUAGACUGCAUUCUGGGUUAGCCACGCUGAAAUCAUGUUCAAGUAACUAAAAUCAAAACCGCAGAUUCCCCUGCAAUUACGUGUGCUUCUGAUGUUUUCUUCUAAAAAUACUGCCCAUUUUACGCUCCUGGUUCAAAGUGCUCAACGAGUUUCUCAUCUGCAUGGUGUUAGACGUGGUCUGGCAUGAAUAAGUAAUGAGUUCUUAGCUUCUAGCUAGGCCCAUGAAAAAGGCCUUAACAGGGCACUGGCCAACCUUUCUCCAGCACUCACUCACUGUUUACUUCAUCUUUUGAGAUGACUGUAUUAAUGAUGUAUAAUGCCAUCUUUUUGAGCGUGCAUUAAUAUUGUAGAAAAACUAAAGGAAAUCACCAACAUUUUGGCAAAUAUGCCUUUUUUCCGACCCAGACUUGAUUUCAUUCAUUUUUGUGCAUUUACUGGCUCAAUUUACAUGUUAGCGUAACAUGUUUCCCCCGCACGUGUGUUUCAAAUACACAUGAUACCUUUGGAGUUGCUGUGAGGUGCAUUUCUGUACUUUGAAGAAGGUAGGUUACUGACUCCUAUAGGCUUCAUGUCUUUAUGCUAAGCUAACACGUCAUGCUAACUUUGAAACCAAGCCAGUGAAUGCACAAAAAUGAAAAUUUAAUCUUAUUUAAGUCCCAAAAUGUUGGUGUAUUCCUUAAUAUGGCACUGGCCAACCUUUCCCCAGCACUCAAUAGAAACCUUUUAUUUUACAUCUUUUGAGAUGACUGUAUUUAUGAUGUAUAAUGCCAUCUUUUUCAGCAUACAUUAGUAUUGCAGAAACUUGAGAUGUUUACAUUGAUGAUGUAGAACACUGUAUCUUUUGAAAUUAGUAUAUUAAUGAGGUAGAAUACUUUAUCUUUGGAGAUUAUAUAAUAUAUAACUGUAGAACACUGUGAGGGAGGUACAGUUGGUCAUUUAGUGUUGAGUAGGCACAGCAGUCUACCCGUGUGGAAAUCAGGGGCUUUACCAGCAUUUAAGCCCCAAGGCAGCCGUACCAACCGCCCUUUCAAGAUAUACUUCGGAAAUCCCUAAAUGGGAAAGAAGCGCAGAACGUUGACAAGAAUGUGUUGACAUCAGGAAAAAAAACUAACUCAGAUGUUCAUUUAAAAUAUAAUUGGACAACUGAAUAUGAAUAUGAUUUGAAUAUGACUUAGUGGUUUCUGAGCAGAGCACAACUCAGUAAGUUAAAAAACCAGCCAAAUGGAGAAACUGUGGAGAAAGUUCUCUAUAUAAAGUUAGACCAUUUAGACAUUAUUUUUGUUUUUGCUCAAAACACAAUUAUUUAUCAUUUAAUUUUUUUGUUCUUUCCAGUUCCUUGUGGUAUCUUGAGACAAGCAGUGAUCAUGCAUUUACAUUUUCAGCAAAUUUAUCAGGGCCAGUUAGCAUAAUGAUAAUGAAAUACUAGAGACAGAAACAUUUUGUUAGUUUAUUUCAAGGGAUGGCUGCCUCAGAUUAAUUUGUCUGGUUUUAUUUAUUUAUUUAUUAUUGUUUAAGAUCUGUGCUGAAUUAGAACAAUUCUAAUUCUCUCCCUGGCAAACUAUGAAGGAACUUUGACGAGGGAAGAUUAGGUGUGUGGAAUGAAGUUGCAGCUUUUUUCCACAGCCUUUUGAGAAAAAAUGCUGAUCGGAUUUCAAGCGUGAAGUUUUCCUCAAUUUGAUUAAUCUGGCCUCAUUUAGCCUGUAUGUUUCUCUAAUACAGCAUUGAAAAAAAUGACAGUUCUUCCUACUGUAACACAAGUAGCACAACGGAUCAUUUGUGCCUAUCAGAGAAGUUAUUAUUGAAUGGUGACUGAAAUUUCAAAGCCGUAUAGGCUUAAGUCUAAUGGGAAACAUAAAACUGUAUGGUAUCAACACAAAAUAAAUUUAAUUUAUUUUUCAGUCUACAAUCAGGGAGCAUUUUACCUCCAAAAUGUCACGAUAUAUAUACAUAUUCAACUGCACUUACAAAAUGAAAAAUUUACUUGCUGUCUUCUACUUCCCAAUGAGCAUUUAAGAGAUUUAAAUAUAUUUAUGCGGUCGAUUUAAUGUUAAUGUACCAUUCAUACAACAAACUGUAUUUUUUUUUCUGAAUGUGAUACCAGCACCUUUUGUAUAUACAGUAAUUAUUGUACAUAUAGCCUAGGACAUGUUAAUAUUGCCAUUGUCUGUUUAAGGAGAUGCCUGUGAAAUUAAGCAAGUUAGCAAUGGCAUAACAGAUUAAUAUUAUUGUGUUAUUUUUCAAAUGAGGUUUAAAAAUUGUGUGUUUUCCCAAGUGGUAGAUAUUACUGUAAACUUUGGUUGUAGAUCUAUACCAUAUAGAACAUGUGCACAGUGGAGUGAGAGUUGCAAGUACUGUAACAAAAACAUUUUCUCCUUGCCAGGAAACACAUGAAUGUGAUCUGUAGACGGCUUGUCUGUUCAGCUCACCAACAGGUCCUCUCCUGCCAUCGAGUCUUUCAAAGCUGUCUUUCAAAGACACCUGUAGAACCUGAUAACAUAGCAUUAUGGAAGGUUCUGAAGAUACACUUGCUUUCUGUUCACACUGGCCCUGGUGUGCAUUCUGUCCCAAGAAGCACAAAAACUUAAACACACACACACACACACACACACACACA
Messenger RNA from Conger conger (European conger), 4402 nucleotides. RefSeq names its product transmembrane protein 163a-like. Gene Ontology annotation, cellular component: synaptic vesicle membrane. Gene Ontology annotation, molecular function: zinc ion binding. Bases 313 to 1161 code for a protein of 282 amino acids. The record is from RefSeq and is a predicted model, not a curated record. Lineage: Eukaryota; Metazoa; Chordata; Actinopteri; Anguilliformes; Congridae. The transcript is spliced from 8 exons.